AUGAGGCUCGCCGAUAGCGGCCCAGGCGCUCCGACACGCUCCGCCGCCAACCCUCGCCGUGUGGGGACUCGGCCGGCCGCCGCCCCACCAAGAUACCAUCGUGUGGCCGCGCCGCCACCAAGUGAAAACACUGUGCAGGCGCCGCGCCACCCCUACAAGUGUGAGACGCGUGCUCCACACAGCGGCGUGCCCGGGCUGGUGGCCCGCCACCUGGGCGCCGUGUACCCGCGCUUCGCCAGCGUGCGCGCCGCGCUGGAGCGGCAGGCGCGCGACCUGCUGGUGGUCCGCUACCAGGGCCGCCUCGCCGCGCUCGAGGACCUCUUCCUGCGGCCCGCCGCCGCGCUCGCCGCCUCCCUGCUCGCCGAGGCGCGCUCCAAGGUCGUGACGGGCGCACAUGAGGGCGUCGUGCGCGCCGGGGUAAUUGGAUCGUGUGCGGGCCUCGCGCCGCAGCCGGAAGCCGGCGCUGCCGGUGCCUGCCGGCUGCCAGAGGCGGCCGCUCCCACGGCUCCAUCCCCUCGGCCUCGCCGAGGCGCGCCCGCCACCUUCCUCGUACCUUCACCCGGACCGCCGCCCGUUCACCCGCGGCCUCCGUCACGUCACCUGCGCGCUCCCCACUCCACCACACCUCUACUGCGCACACGGCAGCAGUGGCCCGGUGGCGACGACGCCGCACCAGACGCCAAGUGUCCGCCGCUUGGUGGCGCCUGCGGCCCCUCAGCGGACGGCGAGAGUGCUGGUAAGGGGCGGGCAGGCGGCAGCGGCGCAGCCCCGCACCGCGCACUGCGGACGCCGGCCCAGAUAGCAUCUCAGCCGCGCCGCGGCGCUUUACGGCCGGCCCUAAUUGCCGCCAGCGAUCUGAGCUACGUUUGA
Schistocerca piceifrons (Central American locust) is the source of this 870-nucleotide messenger RNA. RefSeq names its product sterile alpha motif domain-containing protein 1-like. NCBI's taxonomy places the organism in Eukaryota, Metazoa, Arthropoda, Insecta, Orthoptera, Acrididae. The coding region runs from base 1 to 870 and encodes 289 amino acids. The record is from RefSeq and is a predicted model, not a curated record. The transcript has 4 exons.